Molecule: messenger RNA, 3058 nt
Organism: Lingula anatina
Lineage: Eukaryota; Metazoa; Brachiopoda; Lingulata; Lingulida; Lingulidae
Product: organic cation transporter protein
Biological process (GO): transmembrane transport
Cellular component (GO): membrane
Molecular function (GO): transmembrane transporter activity
Source: RefSeq, a predicted model, not a curated record
CAUACUUUCACAAAAAUUGUUGGUUUUUUGUUCUGAUUAUCAGCAUUAUAUACUAUUACAAAAAUUAAAGAACUUUAUUUCCGCGAAGUGGCGCAAAUGAUCUCAAACGUAUCACAGUCCACUGAACGUCCGAAUGUUGCACAUGGUUCGACGCUACAAACAUCGAUGAUGUGAGUGUUAAAUUUAGAACGUCCCUUGCAAAAGUUGCUGCCGAGGCAAAUAUUCAGCAUGGAUCUAUGUAUAAAGUCUCAAUAUAUCCGGCAUGCAAAAGAAACCAAGAAGAGGAGCUGUUUUCGGACGUGAACGUGCUAAAUAUAUAAUAAUUACGUGAAACAAAAUUUCUUGAACUGAGGUUGCAUAAAGUACGAUUGUUGUGAAAGAAGCACUUAGCAAUAUGUCUAUAUUUGAAGAUAUUCUGAGUGACCUUGGGUCAUUUGGACCAUACCAGGUUAUUAUUUUCAUACUGGUCAGCUGUUUUGAGACCCCAGCAGCAUGGGUGAUGUUUUUGCCAGUGUUCACAGGGGCCAAAUUACAGUGGGCAUGCCCAGUGGAAGCUGACCAAAACAAUAACCGUACUGAUUGGUACAAUGUGAAUGGUACAGUUCAAAAUUGGAGCAUGAACACGUGUACGCCUGAUAAUAAAGUUUGUGAAGGGAUACAGUACAACCAGGAAUUUACAUCUCUUAUGUCUGAGUGGAAUUUGAUUUGUGACCAGGCCUUCGUCAGCGAACUCAUCACCACUAUUCAGAUGAUAGGUGUUCUGGUGGGGGCAUGCAUCACAGGGCAGUUGGCAGACACAUUUGGGCGGAAGCGUGUUCUGUAUGUGGAGUACACCCUCAUGUUGGCUGUAUGGUUUUCCAGCUCCUUUGUCACAUCCUGGCACCUGUAUGCUGUAUUGAGGUUUAUCAUUGGUGCUUUAUUUGCUGGAGUAAUGAUAGUAAACUUUGUUCUACCUAUUGAGUUUGUUGGACCACAGUGGAGGACAUUCUGCGGCUGUAUAGGGUUCUGGGCUGUGGGCGUCAUGACAUUAUCUCUGUGGGCCUACCUGAUACGUGAUUGGAGGACCUUAUGUAUUGCUACAUCAGUUUCCAGUGUGGGCAUCCUUCUGUCUUGGUGGGUUGUACCAGAAAGUGCACGCUGGCUGGUGCAAAAAGGAAGAUUCGAAGAGGCAUAUACUAUUUUGAAAAGAGUGGCAAAGUUUAACAAAAAGACAGCACCAGACAUUACUAUGUUACAAGCUGCAGUUGAGGAAGAACAAAAUAGAUUGAAAGAAAAUAAAAAGUACAGUUAUUGGCAUCUAUUUAAGACUGUUCAAAUGGCCAAGAACACUUGUACAUCAUUGUACAUUUGGUUUGUGUGUGGGUCGGUGUAUUACGGAAUCUCUUUUAAUGUAAAAAAUCUGUCAGGAGACCGUUACAUAAAUAAUUUCCUAUCUGGACUGGUUGAGAUUCCAGCCCUCAUAUUAGUGGUGGCAAUCAACAAUAAAGUUGGUAGAAAAAAGACACUGUUUGCUCUUCUCAUGUUGGCUGGUUUGUCCAGUUUCUCAAUAUUUAUUAUAUCAUUUUCAAGUGAACUGAAGGAGCAAGUUGUGCUGACUCAAGUACUAGCAAUGUUGGGGAAGUCUGGAAUCAGUGGAGGCUGGGCUGCUGCACAAGUCUUCUCUGCUGAGAUGUUCCCAACUGUGGUCAGGAAUUUAGGCUAUGGUGCCUGCUCCAUGUCAGCCAGAAUAGGCCUAAUAUUAGCUCCGCAGUUUGUUUAUCUGCAUCAGUAUACAGAAUCUCUUCCGUAUGUUGUGUUUGGAGUCCUAGGAAUCACUAGUGCCAUAAGCUGUUUGUUUCUACCAGAGACAACAGGCAAAGCAUUACCGGAAGUUAUUCAGCAUAAACAACAACAUUCAGAAUGUCCAGCAAGAGACAGUCCUAGUCACAAUGAUCAGCUCCAUGAAGAUGUGAAUCCACAACAUGAUGUCAGUUUGGAUGAAUUCCACAGCAUGCAAGCAAUACUGCAAAAGAAUUCUACAGUCUAGAGCUUUUUUUAGAUCUUUUUUAUUUUAACUUAAAAGUUGUGAUAUUAUUAAAAAUAAAUAUUUAUCUGUGUUUUUUUCUUUUUCAAAAUCUGGGUCAUUAUUCAAGUGCCAAAGAGGAAGAAAGAUGGAGAAUGUGAACACAUGAUGGUUACAUAUCAAGGCUUAAAGACCUAAUCUAAAAUUGCAAUUAUGUGCAUUAAUAUGUGAUUAAUUUGUUCAUGUAAGAGUUUUAGAUCUGUUUACCCAACUUUUCAGUUUAUAUGUAUUAAGAGAUGAACAAAGGAGUGUUUUAUAAUAUGCUUCCUUUUUUUUCUCUUGAAUGAACACGGGCAUUUUAUUUAAAGUUGUAUUUUUUUUUUUUUCUUGCUUGGUUAACAUAUGGUUAGAAGGCUACAAGUACUUUUUACAUUAUUACUGUAAAUCAUUCACAGUUUGCAUUUUGGCUAGAUUUACUACUUACACUGGGCUCGAUAUAUUUAAUAAAUGAAUUUUGUCAUUAAAUUUAUAUUUUUAGUGACUAUGAUUUAGUUUGGUGUUUUGCAUUCUUAAUUUUACACCUCAUAAGUAUGAGUAUUUGUGUUACCGAAUCCCAAGCAUUGUAACUAUUUCUUUGCAUUCCAUUUGGUAUAACUAGGUCAGAACCAACAAACAAUAUGAAACAGCAUUUUUGUUGAGGUGUUAUUUAAUAUGAAUAUUUGGUAUUUAUUUAAACAUUCUCUGAAAGUAAUAUUCAAACUCAAUAUUAUGUCGUAAUUCACAGUUAUUUCACCUCGUACUAUGUAAUUAUUUUGCUUUUGGCAUAUGAAAGUUUUAAAUUGAUAGGUUUUGUAAAAACCCUGUAGCACGCAAUCAAAAAUCAUUGACAAAAUAAACCAACAAAGUUUAUAUAAUCAGUGCUACGAAUGAUAUAGUUUUCAUGUUAGUUUCACUCUCCUAAUUAGAAGAUAACAUCAUUACAGUUAAAAUAAUGAUGUAAGAAUUGGAUUUUAUUUUAUAUUUUGUUUUCAGGUUUGUACAAAGUGAAGACUGUAA